CACAUAUUGUUAGCAUACAUAUACUGACACAGAGAGUAAGAGAGAAGCAGCAAAAGCGAUAAAAAAAAUGGCAGUCUCGGUUUCCAUUUUAGCUGUCAUCACUUCUCUUCACCUCAUCGCCUUCGUCCUCGCCAUCGGCGCUGAACGACGUCGCAGCACCGCUAAGGUGGUGCCUGACCAGUACGAUGAGAGGACUUACUGUGUCUACGAUACGGACGCGUCUACGGUUUACGGGCUAGCGGCGUUUGGGCUGAUACUUAUUAGCCAAAUGAUUUUAAACGGCGUUACCAGGUGUCUCUGCUUUGGUAAAGGCCUUGUUACUGGAAGCUGCUCCACUACUUGUGCCAUCAUCUUCUUCAUCUUUUCCUGGUUAAGCUUUUUAGGAGCUGAGGCAUGCUUAUUAGCUGGAUCAGCAAGGAAUGCAUAUCAUACCAAGUACAGAGGAUUGUUUCAACAGGGUGAAUUAUCUUGCGCCACCCUUCGCAAAGGUGUCUUUGCUGCUGGUGCAGCUCUUACAUUGCUGUCAUUGAUAGGGUCAAUCCUUUACUAUUUUGCUCACUCGAGAGCUGAUACUGGCGGAUGGGAGAAACACCAGAAUGUAGGUGUUGGGAUGACCAGUGCAAGUUACCCACAGCAGCAACAAACAGGUGAAUUUGAGAAGGUUUAACUAUGAUUUGAUGAGGUCAAUAUCUACAGUUUUGGGGGCUUAUCAUUGGGGAAAGAUUGAUAGAGGAAAAUGAAAUGGUGUUAGAGAUCUUCAAGCAUGCAUGCGUUAACUUAUAUCAUGUCUGGUGUGAAAUUCGUGUUUUUUCAAUGUAUAUUUGGUGUGCGCUUCAUGGCAUUGCUUCCGUGUAUUAUGCUGGGUUGGUCUUCUUUGAUCAUGCUGCUAACACUGGUCACUUGUACGGAUUGACAUUAUAGUUAUACUAUUAAGAUCGUAUCUGCCUGUGUCCCGCUAUGCCCAUUGAGUCCAUCCACACUUAGCUGCACAAUAGUCUUAUGAUUGUUGCUUUUGUAAUAAUUGGUAAACUUUGAUUGUCAAGUCUUUAAGUGGCGUGGUUCCUUCUAGCU
Molecule: messenger RNA, 1071 nt
Organism: Populus euphratica (Euphrates poplar)
Lineage: Eukaryota; Viridiplantae; Streptophyta; Magnoliopsida; Malpighiales; Salicaceae
Exons: 3
Coding region: 68-667 (199 amino acids)
Source: RefSeq, a predicted model, not a curated record